Phialemonium atrogriseum is the source of this 1221-nucleotide messenger RNA. RefSeq names its product Serine/threonine-protein kinase. NCBI's taxonomy places the organism in Eukaryota, Fungi, Ascomycota, Sordariomycetes, Cephalothecales, Cephalothecaceae. The annotation marks the transcript as partial. The transcript has 5 exons. Gene Ontology annotation, molecular function: protein serine/threonine kinase activity; ATP binding. Gene Ontology annotation, biological process: peptidyl-serine phosphorylation; peptidyl-threonine phosphorylation. The record is from RefSeq and is a predicted model, not a curated record.
UCCCGGACUACAGAGACCAAGCCAGUGGAGCCGCCCCCUUCUUCCAAGUCCCGAGCUACUUCUGCUGCCAGAGUAUUUCCCUCUUCUGGCUUUCAACUCAUCGAUAAGUCAGUGAGGCUCGAGGAAGAGGCAUUCCAAUGGUACUCUCCCAAGAAGUUCUAUGCCCCCCGCAUCGGUGAGGUCUUCCAAGAAACGUAUCAAGUGAUCACCAAGCUCGGCUACGGCGCUGCCUCUACCACGUGGCUAUGUCGCGAUCUUCGAAAGCACCGUUAUGUCACUGUGAAGAUAUACGCUCUGGGCCAGAAACAAACCAAGAGGGAGCUCGCUGCUUUGAUGCACAUCAACGCCGUCAUCACAGCCUCUCCUCGCAUCAGGCAUAUCGGCACGGCCAAUAUUCGGAUACUGGUUGACCAGUUUAAGAUUGCGGGCCCGAGACCGCCUCGGGGAAACCUGUGUCUUGUCUACAAGCCACUGGCGAUGUCGCUGGCUGAGAUGAGGAAGACAGGAUUUGGCGGCCGACUUCCCAUCGAUGUGGUAAAGAGCAUCGUCUUCUACCUCCUGCGAGCCCUUGACUUCCUUCACCGUAAAGCAAAUCUUGUUCAUGCAGACAUACAAGAGGACAACAUCUUGCUCUCACUCGAGGAUGAGGCGGAGCUGCGAGAGGUCGAGGAAGGGGAAAUGAGCGAUCCUAGCCCACGAAAGUUGUACAAGGACCGCACCAUCUACUCUUCCAGGCUGCUUGAGCUAUCUGCGGGAGUGCCAGUUCUUUGCGACUUCGGCGAGGCCCGCUUUGGACGAGAGUCAUACGGGGAACACGUGCUACCGGAUCUUUACCGCGCUCCAGAAAUAUUACUGCGUAUCGAGUGGGACGAAAAGAUAGACAUACGGACAUUGGGGCUUGUAGUAAGCAUCCAGAGAUCGGACUUGUCUCACAUAUGGACCAUGGUGGAGGGGACGAACCUAUUCACUAACAAUAGGGGAGGCCGGUGGAAGUCUGCUCUGCCUCACAUGGCCCGCAUGAUCAGUCUCUUAGGGCCACCGCCACAGGACUUGUUAGAUAUCACGCCUGUUACAAAGGCCUACUUUGACAGGGACGAGGAGGAGGCAACUGCUCUCGAGGGUGUCGAGAAGGCGGAAUUCUUACGCUUCGUCAGGCGCUUGUUGCAAUGGGAGCCGUCAAAGCGGCCCUCGGCCCGUGAGCUACUUAAAUACUCGUGGCUG